UGGGAUCGUUCAAACCUGAAAAAAACAAACAACCAAGCGAUAAAUGUAGAAUUUCUUGAGUUUAACAUUCUUGACUUGCAACUGCUACAGAUGGUUGUUCAUAUCUGAAUGUUGCAAGGCUGACUCUCCAACAGAACUCCGCUAAUGUGAGGUACAUGCAUCUAUAGAGCUAGGGGAGUCACCAUGGAGGAUGGGUUGAAGCUUGCCUCCGGAGGAGAAGACAUCAAACUUUGGGAUGUGGCAAGCAGCUCGACACCCAGUCAUCAGUUCUCUCCACACACCAGCGGCAUCUCCUCACUAUGCUGGAGUCAUAACAAUCAGAUUUUAGCAAGUGCCGGCAGUUCUGGUGAUAAAGUGGUUCUUACGUUUGUCAGAAGCGCAGCGUCAAAUAUUAUUGAGUUAGCAGAGGGGGAAAAACAGACUAGUGUCUCCUUCAACUCCACAUCCCGCUACCUUUUGUCUGGUGGCAAGAACCGCAUCGUCAGCAUUUGGGAUCUCAAGUCUAGGAAGCUGAAGAAAACGUACACGGGUCACCAAGAUUCAGUGACCUGCGCGAUAUUCAACUGGAAUGACACCUAUAUUGCGUCGGGCUCAGCCAGUGGAGAAAUCUUACUUCAUAAUGUUGUCUCUGGUCAGGCUAGCAGCCCUCUCAUCGCCCCCAAAACCCAGAGUGUCCGUUCUCUGGAGUACUCGCUCCUCAAGAAAUCCAUGCUGGCCUCCGUGUCUGAUGAUGGUGGCCUGACCAUGUGGGACACCAACUCCCGUAAGCCCAUUACGACAUUCCGAGAUGCACACAGGGCACCGGCUACAGGGCUGGCGUUCUCACCAGUCAAUGACAUGCUGCUGAUGAGUACCGGUCUGGAUAAGAGAAUCGUCUGCUACGACGUACUUGGCAAGGGAAUCAUCCGAAGUAUGACAGUUGAGUCACCUCUGACGUCCAUUGCUUGCAUGCAUGAUGGUGCCACGCUGGCUGUAGGCUCAACGCGAGGCAAGGUGUAUAUCUUUGACUUGAGGAUGGGCUCUACCCCAUUGAAUGUCUUCAGUGCUCACAAGUCAUCUGUGCAGUCUGUGCGAUUCCAGCAUGCGCCGACUGCAAGGAGUAACGGUGUAGGUAGCAAAGGUGCUAAGCCGGUACAGUCGGUGUCAGCAGGGCGUAAACUCCCCCAAGUUAGCCCCGGAGUGGCUCAGGUUGCCCCUUCCAUUCAGAAGAUAAGCAAGUCUUCCACGAAUCCGUCUAGUGGUGCCGGUAAAUCGCUAGAGGAAGCCGGUAAUGAUUCCAACAGGCUCGGAACACCAAGAGAUAACAUCGAGAAUCAGGAUAUCAUCUCACCGAUUAGAGAAGGUGCUAGGAUUACAGAUAAUGUCAACCACGUUGGCCGACCAAACACAAUGGGUAAAGCAGACGGCACCCCUGCAACCCAAAAGAAAGACAGUCUACCAGAUUUUUUCUCACCGCUGUCGGAGAACACCUCCAAUAUUUCCUCUCGGAGAACUCCGAUAGGCUCAGUAGAUUUAGAGCCGCAGUCUUCCCCAGGUGUACUACCCGAAUCAGCCACCAAGAGUUUCCCUCUUGAUGUAGACCUCUACAAUGGCACUUCUGUCACGUCAUCCUCAAAUGCAAUCAAGAGCGUCAGAUCAAACUCGUCCAGCAGUCAGCCAGCUAUUACCAAACCAGUACUAAAUCUUGACAGGAAGAGCAGUCCCGAGCGGGGACGUAGUAAGUCCCUUACGAGCCAGGCCGCUUUAUUACCGGGGUUGGUGUCGCCUGUAAGUGGACCAGAGCUUUCCUUGAGCCCCAAGGAGCCAGUGAGGUUGGCGGUUACAGCUCAGCCAGCGACUGUGGCUCUCACAUCUCCAAGGACAGCCAGGACGACUGGAGUGACUGAGAGCGAUGCUAAGCCAUUCGGCACUCCACAGAGUCGAAGAACAACUUCUCCAGGCAGGGGUCUCCUUGGAGGGUCUUCAGAAAGCGCUUCUAGAGCCAAGAGUGGGGAUGCGAUAUCAAGGGGUCUCGUCAGUGCAUCAGGGAGUCCGAGGAACCUUCAGGUUGACUACAGAGAUGCAAAUAACGGUGCUGUAGCGGGUGCUGAUUUACAACCCUUCCAGGUUCAGUUCAUUAAGAACAUGAUUGAUGAAUCGCUUGAGGAUUUCAAGGAAUCCUUCCACCGAGAAAUUCUACAUUUGCAGCGAGAAAUGGUCCGGCAGUUUCAAAUACAACAGAUUGAGAUGCAAGCCACUCUUGAGAAGUAUUCCGUCAAUGAGGGUUUGCUGGCUGAACUGGAGAGACUGCGAGAAGAGAACAAAAGCCUAAAAGCCAAAUACUGACACCAUGGCAAGUGCAAGCUAUACUUCAGAAAAUAUAAUGCAAGCCACAUCGUGGAUUUUACUUUAAAGAGACCAAGAGAAUGGGAACCAGAUAGCCAACUACCAAAAACCAGAAAGAAUUUGCUCUGGGAGACGAAGCGAAGAGAACGAGGAAGCACCUUGUUAGAGCGAAAUAUUGACACCAUGGGAGAGGGAAAACGCACGCCAUACUUGAGAAAUAAAACGCAAGGCAUACCUUGAAGAAUGUUUCAACAAAGAGGUUUUGCUUUGGAAAGACCAAGAAAACAGAAGAAGAAGAACACAGACAGCCAGCUUCCGAAAUCAGAAAUGUUCAAUCAACUAGGAUUUGCUGUGGAGAGACUAAGUGAAGAGAACAAGAAUCUUAUUAGAGCAAAAUACAAUGGGAGAGAGACAAUGCAAGCCAUACUUGGGAAUUGUUGCAUCAGUAAGGUUGGGCUCUGGAGAGACUAAGUGAAGAGAACGGGAACCCUAGAGUGAAAUAUUGGCGCCAUGGUGGAGGAGACAAAUGCAAUCAAUAUCUGAGAAAUGGUCCAUCCUUGCCCCUUUGCUUUUGAAAGACUAAAUGUAGAGAGCAAGAACCAGACAGCCAACUACUUAAACUAAAACAAUUGGUGAGGAGAAAUGCAAGCCAAACUUGAGAAAUGUUCAACCAGUGAGGCUUUGCUUUGGAGAAACUAAGUGAAAACAAGAACCAGACAGCCAACUACUAACCAUUGGUGAGGAGAAAUGCAAGCCACACUUGAGAAAUGUUCAACCAGUGAGGCUUUGCUUUGGAGAAACUAAGUGAAAACAAGAACCAGACAGCCAACUACUAACCAUUGGUGAGGAGAAAUGCAAGCCAAACUUGAGAAAUGUUCAACCAGUGAGGCUUUGCUUUGGAGAAACUAAGUGAAAACAAGAACCAUACAGCCAACUACUAACCAUUGGUGAGGAGAUAUGCAAGCCAAACUUGAGAAAUGUUCAACCAGUGAGGCUUUGGUGUGGAGAAACUAAGUGAAAACAAGAACCAGACAGCCAACUACUAACCAUUGGUGAGGAGAAAUGCAAGCCACACUUGAGAAAUGUUCAACCAAUGAGGCUUUGGUGUGGAGAAACUAAGUGAAAACAAGAACCAGACAGCCAACUACUAACCAUUGGUGAGGAGAAAUGCAAGCCACACUUGAGAAAUGUUCAACCAAUGAGGCUUUGGUGUGGAGAAACUAAGUGAAAACAAGAACCAGACAGCCAACUACUAACCAUUGGUGAGGAGAAAUGCAAGCCACACUUGAGAAAUGUUCAACCAAUGAGGCUUUGCUGUGGAGAAACUUAGUGAAAACAAGAACCAGACAGCCAACUACUAACCAUUGGUGAGGAGAAAUGCAAGCCACACUUGAGAAAUGUUCAACCAAUGAGGCUUUGGUGUGGAGAAACUAAGUGAAAACAAGAACCAGACAGCCAACUACUCACCAUUGGUGAGGAGAAAUGCAAGCCACACUUGAGAAAUGUUCAACCAAUGAGGCUUUGCUAUGGAGCAACUUAGUGAAAACCAGAACCAGACAGCCACCUUAUAACCAUUGGUGUGAGGAGAGAUGCCAAUACCAGGGCAGGGGAGAACAUUUUUCUCGAUUUACCUGGCCUUGAAAUUCCAUGUGUGGUCCCUUCUUUUUGGGAACUUUCGUUUUAGUUUGGCAUGUUUUUAAGUCAACAUUACAUGUAUAUACAUGUAGCAUUCAUCAGAAUUCAAGUUUUUAUUUAUGUCUGGAAUAUAAAAGUCUGUGCAACUUAAAUCUUUACUGACUUAGAUCCCACUGUUUCGUAUUGGUCACACUUGUAUAUACCUUUAUUUAUGUUUGAACUUAAGGACAGCGUUGGUAUGGCUGGUAAAAAUGCUACCUUGAACCGCUAUACAUGCCCAAUACUUUGUUUUCAAAAGGUCAAGGGCACCAUGGAGUUAUCUUUUUGGCGCCUCUGAUUUGGAAUAUUACAAGGGGCACAAAGGCAACGGGGGCAACUGAGCUAAUUGCCUCCGUUGCCUCCAUGCAGCGUCAGGCUCUCGAAUACACACUUCUGGCGCCUCUGACCAUGACUAAGGUGUACAUUUCUAUUUGAACAUUUCAAGAGGCACAAAGGCAGUGGCAUGGGGCAACGGAGAAUGGACUCCGUUGUCUCAAUACAGUGUGAGGCUCGAAUACAGGCACAAUUCUGGCGCCUCUGACCAUGACUAAGGUGUACAUUUCUAUUUGAACAUUUCAAGGGGCACAAAGGCAGUGGCAUGGGGCAACGGACAACGGAGAAUGGACUCCGUUGUCUCAGUACAGUGUGAGGCUCGAAUACAGGCACAAUUCUGGCGCCUCUGACCAUGACUAAGGUGUACAUUUCUAUUUGAACAUUUCAAACAUUUACUUUUAAUACAAUCAUCUUUUAUGGAGCACAACAAAUGAUUUGGUUCUUGACCAAUAAAAUUGACAACCCGUUACGGUGGUAUAACAAAUGAUUUCAAGCGCAAAUAAUUUAUUCGAGUGCGCCACAUAAUUUAGUGAACAACGUUAUUUCGAGCGCACGAAAUAAAGAACUUUGAUUGUUUCUUGGAUACUUGGAAUUUGUUUUUACCGCAUGUCCCUAUAUUAGGGCCUCCGUAGUAAUAGAAUGUUUACACGCAACUUGGGAAAUGUAAUUCAAUAUUCUAAAUGUUACCGAGUUUCAGGCAGAACAUUAUUGCAUAAUGUUCAGACUUUGAUAAUGUUAAACUGUAUUUUUAUACUGUACAGUCCGCUAAAUUUGACUUGACUACCUAUGCAAAAGAAUGAAAUAUCUUACAGUGAAUGUUAAAGACACUGGACACUAUUGGUAAUUGUCAAAGACCAGUCUUCUCACUUGGUGUAUCUCAACAUA
Molecule: messenger RNA, 5217 nt
Organism: Asterias rubens (European starfish)
Lineage: Eukaryota; Metazoa; Echinodermata; Asteroidea; Forcipulatida; Asteriidae
Product: protein NEDD1-like
Exons: 15
Coding region: 184-2325 (713 amino acids)
Biological process (GO): microtubule nucleation; mitotic cell cycle
Cellular component (GO): ciliary basal body; centriole; spindle pole
Molecular function (GO): gamma-tubulin binding
Source: RefSeq, a predicted model, not a curated record